UCCUUAGUAACGUGGCUAAUAAGCAGAUAGGUCCAUAUGAGGUACCUCCUUAGAUACCUAGGUACAUUCCUUCGAUUCCCAGCUGUUCCGAGCUAAGAAUGAUUAAUCCCCCCUGAUCCCCGUUCCAUGUGCAAACUCGACCCCUAAAUCUGUCUCGCGUUUUCUCAUUAGUGGUCGACAAGACGUCGACAAUCGCGCUCGACUACACUAAGCGCAGCACGAAUAAUCUUGGCAACUUAUUUCGCAACCAACUUUUUACGUCAAGUAGAUAACAACAUGCCUCAUUGCACAGUUUGUGCUCUCCAGCUUCAUUGUUGCAUCCGCAUAUAAUCUAUAAGUGUAGCUUUAGCUUCAUCACCGAAAAUCACCCCAUUCGCAACCAACGAUGACCAUCACCUUGAGCAAUCAUGGACGAUCCCUGGGGCUCGCCUUGGGCACUACCAGAAACAACAGCCAAGAAUGACCCUCCGACAUCAUCACCUCCGAAAAAUCUACUAAGUCCACCCCCAAGAGCCUUCUUCGGUAGCGCAUCAAACUUCCAAAGCCAUUCUCCAUGGACGACUGAAGGUGGACUCGGCGAUUGGACUGGUACAGAGCAGGCCGAUGUUGCAGCAAACGCUGUAGAUUGGGGAGUAUGGGCAGAGCCAUCUUCGCUGAUUUCCCAGUCAAGUCCGAGGCCAGACGAAUUCGGGAAAAGGAGUUCGGUUACAUUACCGAGCAGCGCCGCGACAUCUCCAGGGCUAAGACCACUCCCGCGAUCUCGAACUUCUUCCGUGUACCGUCAUCACUCGCCAGAUCCAUGGGCGACCGAAGUAUCGCUACACGAUAGGAAGGACGACUCUUUAACGCCUUUGAACGCACUAGGGAUCAGCAACGUAGAUUCUCAGCAUGAGUUGAGCAAUACCUCCGCGCUGGCAGUACCAAAGCAGGAUACCGUAGAUAUCCAAGAAACAAGGGAGGAUAAUACCAAACUAAAGGAGGAAAGUGAACAGACUCCAGCUGAAGGAUUACAAGUAUGGGAAUUACCAUCACCGUCGUCAGACACCCAAAAACGUCAAGACCAGGGGUUUGAUUCAGCUCCUAAAAUCGACAUUCAGGAUGCUCUAUCCAGACCACCAUCUCCAAUCUCGCUCAAUAGCUCUGAUGGGUUGGACCAUCAGGACUCUCCGAUUACGUCCAUAGACGAAGAUGCUAGGUCACGCCUUAAGAAUAGCUCUAGGAAAUUUUCAGGCAAGGUCCAGGAGCUUGUAGGAAUGUAUGAUUGCUUGGCCAAAAUUCCUACAGAAGAGCCAUCUGCAUCAACACGACUUGAACCACCAAAUGGAGAGAAUCGAAAGAGGUCGAGAUCACCAAGUCAUAUCAGAAACAUGGACGAAGAUACUGAUUUUGGCGACUUUGAAAACGUGCGGAGUGAAGAUGGCGAACCAGCUUUCGAUCCAAACACUCCACUGGCUGCUCCCAAAAGAUUAUAUACGCCCACACCUCAGUCCGAAGACACCUCUACCAAGGACCACAUCAGUGAGCCCUUGGAGCGCGAUACCGCAUCAGCAACAACUGUCUCUGUACCGGUUCAGCAGCUUAUUGAAAAGUUCGGCCCUAUACAGUUCGAUGUUGACUUCCAAUUGGUUGAUAAGCUCUUUCCAGACCUUGCCCAGGGUUUAGAGGAUGGGAAUGCAAGAGAGAGCAGCGAUGUCCCAGAUCAAAUCAUUAGGGAUAGCUUCACGACAAUAUCAGAGCGUAAAACUUGGUACCGUGUCUCCCGGUAUGGGUCGAUGCGUAAGCAUGACUUAGGAGAUGAUGAUAAUUACCACAGAGUAGAAUGGCCGACAUCCCGUCUGCACGGCGAUGUCAUAAAAAUCGUUAGAGGAUGGAUGGAGGAAGAUUCGAUAUCUGGACGGGUUACACUUGGGGCUGGUAUACGGGCAAGUGUCUUUAACUGGGAUUCUUCUGCGGCACCUGUCGACCUAGGUAAAGUAUUUUCCCGCAAGGUGUCUACCACGCACUCGCGAAAUACUUCGCUGCCGGCAGUAAAUCACAGCUUGGAACAGCCGACGCAUUCAGCGAGUUCUCAUUCUAAAGCGAUAUCAAUAAAAAGUCCGAUCAAGCCCCCCGAUAUGACCUCCAAAUCUCGACCAGCUUCCAUUCCCGGUUUCAACUGGAGCUCAAAUACUAAGUCGCCUCCUAUUACGUAUUCAAUCGCCAACAACAACGGUGGUGACCACGUAAGCUCUACACACCGGACCAUAUCAGCGACCGCUGUAGCUGAGACUACAAUCCAUACCGUGAUUCAAACGCCAGUACAGCUAAAUCAAGGCGAGGCUAAUGAGGAGAAUGAAGAAGAUGACUGGGGCGAAAUGGUGUCGUCGCCUCGGAUAGAAUCUCAUCAUGGCUCCACUCUUAUGAUACAGUCGACAAGCAACACGAAUAGCGCUCCCUUGACUUCAGCUAACAGUGCCGCUAACACACCUACGAUCGACACAAGGGGUAUAUCAAUGGCCCAAAGCAGCAGUUCAAUGUCCAAACCUUCUAUUUCGACACCCAAAAAUACCCCGCCUCCAGUACAAAUUUCUAAUCGGCCAGCAUCCUUGACUGUGAAAACACCAAAAAUAGACCCAUGGCCUACCGCAGAUUUCUCUACAUUCGAAGGUGUUUCCACACAGACGCCAAAAUCGUCGAGACAAGAUACUUGGCCCUUUGCCGAUUUCUCGGUUUUCGAAUCGCCAGCAUUGGGAUCAACGCCAGCUUUGGUGCAUUCUCCAAUUUCGAAGUCAAGGUUUAGUUUAGAUUCCCACGACAGGAGUACCACUCAGGCGAGCAUGAACGAGGUCAAAAAGCCUAGAGCCCCCUUGAAAGCUGUGCUUGGUCCGAUUGAGCAUAAGACAGACAAGCGAGACCAGGAGAACGUUGUUAAGAGUAUUGUACAAAACCUACCCGAUCUAUCAUAUAUGCUGCGUUAGCUCGUUACUGGACGAGUUUAUUUGUGCUUGGGUAUUACACGGAGUUUGCAAUAGCGAUAGCUGAUGAUUCAGUCGUGGGAUAGUUUAUCGGGUCGUUUCGAAGCCUCGAUGCUUGGAGUAGACA
Molecule: messenger RNA, 3081 nt
Organism: Daldinia decipiens
Lineage: Eukaryota; Fungi; Ascomycota; Sordariomycetes; Xylariales; Hypoxylaceae
Exons: 1
Coding region: 408-2957 (849 amino acids)
Source: RefSeq, a predicted model, not a curated record